AUGGCGCGAACCCUUCCCAAACCCACGGUAGCCGCCAUCGAAACCGCCAUUCAAAUAGCUCAGGCCCAAAAUAAAGCACCAAACAUUCCCGCCAUCGCGGCCGUCUUCUUCACAACCUACGAGACUGUCAGCCGAAUCCGACGUCGCCUCUUGAGAUUCGAAUUCACUGGUGUCGACGAGCGUAAACGCUCCGGCCCGAAAUAUCUCAAGUCCCAAAACGAGGAAGCUGUAGUGAACACGAUCCGGCUCUUUGUCGAAGCUCAUCCUGGCACGGAUCAGAAAGCCGUGUGUUAUAAGUUGGAGGAAGUGUUUGGCGUGAGAUAUAGUCAGAGUACGGUUAGUAAUUUGAUGAAAGUCAGGGGAAUCCCGCAUAAGAAGACGAAUAAGUUCUAUAAGAAGGCGAAGUUGGUGUCCACGCAUCCGAAUGGCAUGAUUAUGCCAUUGCCUGAGAUAAUGGAGGAUAGGACAAAUGUAAUAGAAGGUGUGGUGUCUGCACCGUAUGUGAGUCCAUAUGCAGGACCAGUCGUAGCUACUAGUAGUUCAGGCAUUGAAAUAUCGCCAGCAAUGCAAUCAAGUUGA
Messenger RNA from Cadophora gregata, 579 nucleotides. RefSeq lists its product as uncharacterized. Bases 1 to 579 code for a protein of 192 amino acids. The record is from RefSeq and is a predicted model, not a curated record. The transcript has a single exon. Lineage: Eukaryota; Fungi; Ascomycota; Leotiomycetes; Helotiales; Ploettnerulaceae.